This is a messenger RNA of Numida meleagris (helmeted guineafowl), 2458 nucleotides long. RefSeq names its product natterin-4-like. Lineage: Eukaryota; Metazoa; Chordata; Aves; Galliformes; Numididae. The transcript has 3 exons. Bases 865 to 2016 code for a protein of 383 amino acids. The record is from RefSeq and is a predicted model, not a curated record.
CGAGUCUGGAGCAGAAAAUGAAGAUUUUUGGUUAAAAAGGAAAAAAAAAUAGUGAUUUAUGCGAUUUUUUUUCCAGCAAUGGCAACUUUUUGGUGUCUUGGGGUGAGGUGAGCUGCUCUGGUGCCCCCAGCACCUCCUGGCCCUGGGUGUUUUGUGUGGCCUGAAGCUGUUCUUUGGGUGCCAGCAAUGCGUUUUUCCCACUUUGAUAAGAAAAAAUGUGCUGAUUUUGUGCAGAAAGCAGAGAAUUUCCCCAUUUCCCAGAAAUCACCACCCCCUUUAUUUUAUUUAUUUGCACUUCUCUCUCUGUUCAGACUUUGGCCCUUUGGCCCUUUCCUGGGUUGCUGGGUGCUGCGCGCGGCCAACUGUUCUACUUUAGAGGUGACCCAAAAAGGACCUAAAAGACCCCAAAAUAACAGGGUUUACGUUGUGGUGAGAAUUGCAGGUGGGGACAGAGACAAGGUAUGAGAACGUUUUUGGGUUUGCAUUGAGCCUGAUGGGUGAAGAGCUCAGCAGAACCCAAAAUAGUUGGCUUUAGACCCAAAACUGUUGGUUUUAGCCCCAAAAUGGGGAGUUUUAUGGAGCCUUGCUGGAGCUGCGCGAGGGUGGGAUUGUUUGAGCCACUGGGGUUGGUGUGAUGGGAUGGGGGAGUGUGUCCAUGGGGUUGUUGAAAUAAAUGUUUCUUUAUUAAAAAAAAAAAAUGUAUUUUAUAUUUGCUUUAAAUGUUUUGUGUGUUUUAUACGUUUGAUGUAUUCCAUGCAUUUCUAUAGAAACGUGUGUAUUUAAAUCACAGCGUGUAGCUGCUGGCCGGCAGGAUGCUGACGUGCAAGCUCUGCCUCACUGCUGCCCUCCUCUUCCUUGCCCACAAUGGGGCUGAUGGAGCUCCUGGAACGCCAAUGGGACGGAAGCUUCUCCAACACCCUGUGGGAAAUCUUGCACACCGUUGCUCCAGAAGCUGUGAAGGGAUGGAGGCCUCUCGAAUACCUCUUCCCAUUUGGCCAAUUUUUCCCCGCAGCCUCCAGCUCGAGUGCUUUUCAGAGGGUGCAAGGCAAGGAGCUGCCUUCCUGGCUGUCGUGGGAGCCUUUUGGUGGUGAAUUACCAGCUGACGCUGUGUCCAACUGGAACGCCUACAGCCAGACGAUGGAGUAUGUGUGCUUACCGAAGUUUCUGUUCUGCAGCACUGGUUCCUACGUUCCCAGCCGGGGCCCAUUUUGCUCUUUUCCAUUUGGAGGAUAUGAGGAGAAAUCCUCCGAAUUCAAGGUGUUGGUCAACAGAGGAAAGCUGGAGGCGCUGCGAUGGGUGGAUGACUCGUUCGGCGAUGUACCUGAGAAUGCCAUAAAGGCUUGUGAGUUGGCUGACAUCUACGUGGGGAGGAACCGAUACGGCCUGGGGAAGGUCUCCCAGGAGCAGAGGGCUUUAUUUGUGGUGGUGGAUGGCAAGGAGGUGUGGUACAAGUGGUAUCAAGUCUUGACCGUGAAGAGGGGCCCAGCAGACAUCACCAUCUCAGGUGUCCUCUACAACGCGAGCGCGGCUGUGGAGCACAGCGAGGACGUCACCGUAACGGAGACCACCGUGAAAAACGAAGGCUGCCAAGGGACACGGCGAGAUGUCACCUUGGAAGAGGCCACCGAGGUGGAGCACGACUGGGAGCUGGACCGGGAGAUCUUCAGCACCGUCCAUGGGGUGCUGGAAGCCGGCCUCUUGGCCUUCAACGGGACGAGCUGGGAGGCCACCAGCGUCACCAACAUCACCUGGCUGGGAAAAGCCAGCGCUGGUGAGUACAUCGAACACACCCACAAGGUUGAGCUGGAGAUGCAACCCCGUACGGCGUGCACGGUAGCCAUGGUGGGACGUCGGCUGGACGCCCGCAUCCCAUUCACCGCGUGGCUCACCCGGGAUUUCGGCGAUGGCCAACCACACGAGGUGGCGGUGACGGGGGUGGCCCGCACCCAGCAGGUGGUGGGUGUCCGGGUGGGCACUGAGCGGUGCUGGCCCCUUCCUGGUUCAAGACGUUGCUGAGCAUAGCAGAGGGUGACGAGGGUCACCGCAUACAGCAGGAUUGCCAUGCAAUGCAUUGUUUUUUCCCCAAUCAGUGUAUUUUUGCAGACUGCUGUGUCUGUUUUAUUUCCCUAACCCUGUCCCUAAAAAGCCACAGCAACAAUGUAGAGUACAGAAAAGAUGUUUUUUUUUUCUUUUUUUGCAAUCUUCAUCUUCUACUUUUCCCCCAGUAACCUCCAUCUCCCUCAAAAUGACGCAGCAGCAACCCCAAAUGCAGAAAAAUGCAUUUCUCGUGAUCUCUGUUUUUAUUUCACAAUAACCAUCAUCUGAGCGCCUCUCUCUGAACCAGCACAGCAGCUGCACAUCGAGAAACCUCUCUGCACCCAGAGUUGGAUGGACGUAAUCUUCCACUGCGUUGUGUUUUCCUUCUCUUUUCCUGUUCUGUGAAGAACGUACUUGCAAA